AUGCCAUCGGCAAGGCCUUUCGAUGAGGCCCUCGCACGGAAGUCCCGUGCAGAAGACAUCAAGGGGCCCUUCAAAGUCGAAGACUUUGUGGAUCGGCACCUCUCCCAGAUGGUGACUCAAAACCUGCCUAAUUUUGAUGCAAUCCGUACCGCGAUCCAAGGACUCAGUGGCAACGUUGCAGCCAAACGGUUGACCGAAGUCUUAAAUGGCAUCAGUGACAGUGUAGGGACCUAUCUUCCUGAGGUCCCGCCGGGAGAUCGCAUCCGCUUUUUCGUUCACGAGCACGGGGCGGUCACACACCAUCCCUGGGCGGCAUUAAAUGUCUCGGAGAGACCAGACAUCCUUGGAACAUUCCAGCCCAUAUUCGAUGACUAUCGCCUGCAGGAUUCUAACAGGUCCAGAACAGGGAAUUAUAUUCGUUUUUCUUAUUCACAAGUGGAGACCUGCAUCGAAGUUGUUUCUGAAGGUACGGCUGAAGAAAAAGGCUUGAAGCAGGCGGCUCUCUACGCCACUAGCAUACACCACGUUCGAUUGGACAAGCCGUGUGUAUACGGGCUUUACGCUGGGAAAACACAUUAUUAUGUCAUCUGGAGCGACCCAGUUGCUGCAUACCGAUCACCGCGACAGUCCUACUCGAAGCCCCAAGCCCUCAUAAAAUACGUCGCGUCCCUCUAUAAUGCACCCCCGUCGCACAUUAUGUCAUCUCCCAAUGCAACUCGUGCUGGCUUUCUCUUGUUGUCAGAUAACACCAUUGACACUGAGAACUUGACGCCACGCAGUAGUGCCUGUAGCCCUUUAUGGAGUAUUGAUGACUUAGACGGACUCUAUCGCUGCAUUUUUUCUGGAAUUCCUCACACUCGCUGUACGCGCGUGUAUGCGCAGGUGGACCCUCCCGUAGCCCAAGGUGCCCCCAUCAUUUACAAACAAGUUAUGGGUCGACCGGAUGGAGGGGAUCCGGUUCACCACGAAAUGGAGAUGCUCAACCAUAUCCACAGGGAUGGCUAUGUUCGAGGCGUUGUUCGAGGCGUUGAGGUCCAUGGGGAACCCAUUACUAUCGACGUUAGCUUCUGGGACUCGGAUGAAUUGAACCAAUGGAAUGCCGAUGAAACGCAUGAACAAGUAACCUCCCGAAGAAGUUCUGCAAUGUUCUACCUGGACACUGGUGCGCCAAUCUCGAAAGGGAGGACUGUUUUGGAUCUACUUGCAGGAUUCUUCGAUAUUGUGGAAGAGUUGCGUUAUAUCGUUGAACGCCGUGAAGUUGUUCACCGUGACAUCAGCCCCUCAAACAUAUAUAUAUAUGUAAAGAGCGUAACGCCCCAGGACCCAGCUGCUCUUCCUGAGAACAUGCUGAAUCCUUCGACCGACCAACCAACUUUCAUAAACAAAUACCUCGACCCCGACAACAGGAAUCAGCCUAGGGGUCUGCUUGGUGAUCUGCAUUUGGCCGCUCGCUACUUGCCUGAUGACAAUCAAGCAGCAGAAAUUCUGAGACGGUUUAGUGGAACCCCACUGUAUUCCCCCCGAGCAAUUCUGUCAAGGUCUUGGGCCCCUGAGGCUCACAUAUUCCUGCCCAUGCCCGAGCUUCAAGGCGAGGCGCUCCACACGUACCAUAUGCUAUUUGGCCCUCGCUCAUAUGAGGCCGGUUGGGAGAAUUAUGAUGCCAACAACAUUCACCGAUUGGAUUCGCUGCAAGAUCCACCAUUAUAUCGCCCACGACACGAUAUCGAGUCUCUCUUUUGGGUUAUUGUCGACACUCUACUCCAUGUAAAGCCUGAAGGGAGUGAAGAUUCUCCAUCAAUGCACUUCGCCACAUUUGAGGGUAUUCUCAAGGGGAGGAGGUACCGUGCCGCCGACACGUCGGCAUCUUUAUUCUUUUUCCCUUUGAGUUGGUGGAAAAGUGCGCUUCAUCCAGCAUUGGGGCCAGUUCUUGGUGAAUUGCUUCAUAACAUGGGCGUGCAGGUCGGUCCAGAAUAUGAAUACCUAAUCGAACCACCACGCGACACCAAUCUACACGAGGUGCUUCGAAGAUUGCUCCUUCAAGCAAUAGUGACUUUGAACCAGCAACCUCCCAUUACUUUAGACUCGAGUCGACGAGCUGUUCGGCUUUCUCCUUAUGGGCCCUCGGUCUCAGUGAGCUUGGCGAAUUCAGGUAGCAGUGCCUAA
Messenger RNA from Cantharellus anzutake, 2163 nucleotides. RefSeq lists its product as uncharacterized. Lineage: Eukaryota; Fungi; Basidiomycota; Agaricomycetes; Cantharellales; Hydnaceae. Bases 1 to 2163 code for a protein of 720 amino acids. Gene Ontology annotation, biological process: protein phosphorylation. The record is from RefSeq and is a predicted model, not a curated record. The transcript is spliced from 5 exons. Gene Ontology annotation, molecular function: protein kinase activity.